Molecule: messenger RNA, 2571 nt
Organism: Alligator sinensis (Chinese alligator)
Lineage: Eukaryota; Metazoa; Chordata; Crocodylia; Alligatoridae
Gene: PDLIM3
Product: PDZ and LIM domain 3
Exons: 8
Coding region: 292-1401 (369 amino acids)
Biological process (GO): muscle structure development; actin cytoskeleton organization; heart development
Cellular component (GO): filamentous actin; adherens junction; stress fiber
Molecular function (GO): muscle alpha-actinin binding; actin binding
Source: RefSeq, a predicted model, not a curated record
CUGAUAUGUUGGUCGAAAACUCUGCAGUGUCCAGACUUUAUUUGUCCAAAGCCAAUACUCCCCCGGAGGGUGGGGAAGACAAGGGACGGGUGACGUCACGCAGGAGCAGAGAUAAAGUGGAGUUCCUGAAGCUGGGAGGGGGAGAAAAACCUUCUUAAGGGCUUAAAGGGUGUGCAGCCCUGUCCAGCAAAGACACUGCUGACAGGACCAUUAGUCCUACAGCUCAACCUCCAGUAACUCUCACUGAGCUAAGGACAAGAGAACAGCAACUCUCAGAAAAGCUGCUGCACAAUGCCACAGAACGUUAUUCUCCCAGGACCUGCGCCUUGGGGAUUCAGACUGUCAGGCGGGAUAGAUUUUAACCAGCCUUUAAUCAUAACCAGGCUGUAUGGUUUUCAGAUUACUCCAGGAAGCAAGGCUUCAACAGCUAAUUUGUGUCCUGGUGAUGUUAUCCUGGCUAUUGAUGGCUACAAUACAGAAAACAUGACUCACAAUGAUGCACAGGAGAGAAUUAAAGCAGCAUCACAUCAGCUUUGCCUCAAAAUUCAAAGGGCAGAAACUAAAUUGUGGUCUCCACAAGUUUCAGAAGAUGGCAAACAACAUCCCUUCAAAAUAAACUUGGAAGCUGAACCACAGGAUAUGGGAUACUUUGAGCACAAGCAUAAUAUUCGUCCCAAACCUUUCGUAGUCUCAGGCCUAAGCAGUGGAUGCAAUACUCCUUGCGGUAUUGAUGGUAGCAGUGGACGUAGCACUCCCUCUUCUGUUAGUACUGUUAGUACUAUUUGCCCAACAGAGCUGAAAGCUGCAUCUAAGAUGGCCCCUAACAUUCCCUUGGAAAUGGAGCUUCCUGGUGUCAAGAUUGUACAUGCUCAGUUUAAUACACCUCUGCAGCUGUACUCAGAUGACAAUAUUAUGGAAACACUACAGGGCCAGGUUUCUACAGCUCUGGGGGAAACUCCAUUAAUGAGUGAACCAGUACCCACCUCAGUGCCUCAGUCUGAUGUGUACAGGAUGCUGCAUGACAAUCAAGAGGGGCACAGCCAACCUCGUCAAUCUGGCUCCUUUAAGGUGCUCCAGGACUUAGUCUCCGAAGAUUCUGAAGGACGUCCUACGGGUAUAAGAAGCGUGAAAGCACCAGUAACAAAGAUUCCUACUGGUACAGGAAGCGUACAAAAGGUGCCAUUAUGUGACAGAUGUGGAAAUGGCAUUGUUGGUACCGUGGUGAAGGCACGUGAUAAGUACCGGCACCCAGAAUGCUUUGUGUGCUCCGACUGCAGUAUCAACCUGAAACAAAAGGGCUACUUCUUUGUGGAGGGACAGUUAUACUGUGAAACCCAUGCAAGAGCCCGCAUGAGGCCACCAGAGGGAUAUGAAGCAGUUACUGUUUAUCCAAAGUGUUAGUCUUAUGCUAACACAUACGUGCAUGCAAACAAAAAGAUAUGAACAGCUUAGAGCAGCAGUGCCACUUGCUGAACUUAACUGCCUGAAUCUAAGUAGCAGCUUUUAAAUAUUUUCUUUUGUGGAGGGUGGGAAGGGGUCAGAAUGAGGCAGAAAUCCCUAUCAGCUAGCAGUAGCCUAGAUACCAAUACUAUUUUGAAAAAGUGUUGUUCUUUGAAGCUGCCAAUGUAAUCAAAUGGGGUAUAAACCAAUAAAGUUUUAUAUGCCAAACUGUAUGGGGUUAAAAUAACUUUGGAGCAGUGGAGCUCUUGUAUGAGGAAUACAAGAUAAUUGAGAUGUUAUUUUUGUUCAGAAUUUGUUUCAACAUGAACCAAAUGUUUGCACAAAUAUUUUAGUAAAUUUUGGAGCCUGAUGCCAAUAUAAGCUGAACUCCUGUAUCUCCAAGCUCUUAAAGGGCCAAUCCACUAAAAAAAAGGAGUUUGCAUUUAUACUGCCAAACAGCUGUUGUUCACAUCUGCUGUACACAUACCUAUCAGUAAAGGAAUCUGCAUUAAGCAUUUGGUGAAUGCUCAAGAAAAUACUCAACAACUUUUCAAACAUGUACAUGCCUCAAUGCAUGUGCACUUUUUCUCGUAGCUGAUGUAAGUAAUUAAUAUCUUUCAGGGCAUACACGCAAGUCAGGCUUUUGUAUGCAGAUACGGGUAUGUGUAGGUUAAUAACUCUGCAUGCAUCUGAAGAACUAUGUGCCUCUAACAGUGGGUGUAAAAGUCCAUGAACUCUUAAGUGUGCACCAGCUGAAGAAAUUGGGCCCAGUGGUGUAACAAGCUGGGAUUGCAUCCUGGGCAACCCCUGUAGAAGAGGGGAGGAUGCCACAGUCACAAGAGCAGGGUGCUCUGCCCGCCCUAGCUCUUGCCUUUGCUCUUUCAACAGCAGCAGGGUGUCCAUGCACCAGCUGCUGCUGCAAGAGCAAUGCUAUGGGGCUGCUCUUGCUGCUGGGGUACAGCCUCAGCAGGUGCUCCUCCUAAGUCAGCGCCCGGGGUUGGUGCCCAUCUCACCCACCCCAAGUUACGCUGCUGAUUGGGCCAUAGCAUUUAUAGUUAGUAUCAGCCAUAAAAAUGUAUUUUAAUGGAAUUUAUUAUAAAAAAAAAAUGUUGCAUCAACCAUAUAAACCUA